This is a messenger RNA of Cavia porcellus (domestic guinea pig), 3086 nucleotides long. It is a transcript of the gene Zfp57, whose product is annotated as ZFP57 zinc finger protein. Gene Ontology annotation, biological process: regulation of DNA-templated transcription. NCBI's taxonomy places the organism in Eukaryota, Metazoa, Chordata, Mammalia, Rodentia, Caviidae. The record is from RefSeq and is a predicted model, not a curated record. Bases 388 to 2319 code for a protein of 643 amino acids. The transcript is spliced from 6 exons.
CGUGCGGACCGAGACGGCCUAGCGCUGCCGGGCAGCGGGCCUGGGGCUCGGUCUUGGGGACUGCUGGGGGGCGGGGGGCGCUGCAGAACCUGGGGCUGGACGCUCCUGGGGAGGCGAGCGGAAGUGACGGCCCUUCCUGCGAGGGUGGGACGGCCUGGAGGGGCCGUGUGCAACCUUGACCCUACGGCUCCUUUCGUCCAGGGCCUCAGAGCCCAGAGGAGACAGCCCCCGGAGGUGCUGGGGACCAAGCGCCCUGGAGAGCUGGAGACAGAGCGCCCAUGGGAUCCACAGAGCGCUUGGAGGUUCUGAGAGCUGGGUGCCUCCUGUGCCUAGAAGUGGGCCGGAGCAGUUGACAGAUGCCCAGUCCCCGCCUGGUAUUGCUGGAUAAUGGCAGCUAAGCGCAGGGCGUCCAGGGCCCAGACCCCUGUGGUCCACGCUGUGACAGAACCAGAGGUGUUCUCCACUGCCAAAGAGGGGAGCUCAGCUGACAGAGCUGACGGGGAAGAUUGCCCCUUGCAGCCGAUGGAUUUCUCCCAGGAGGCCAUACCGAGCCCGGUGGCCUGCAAGGGGCAUCUCUCUCUGCCCAGUGACAGUGAUGCAAAGGGCCCUCAGGAGGCCAUUCAGCCCUGGAGGCCAGGCCAGCUCUGGAUGAAGCUAAAAAGAGGCACCAUGGAUGCUAAGAUGCCGAUCACCCUGGAGGAUGUGGCCGUGAAUUUCACCCCGGAGGAGUGGGACUGUCUGACUGCCAGUCAGAGGCUCCUUCACCAUGAUGUUAUGUCUGAAACCUUCAGGAACCUCUUGUUUGUGGCCAGGGUAUUUGUGCUGAGACGAGAUCUGAUCAUCAAGCCUGAGCAGGAAGAGAGGCAAAGCAGAGCAGAUCUCCAUUCCCCACGAGGAAAAGCCCGCCCUUCAGGUAAGAGUUGUAAAGGAGAGGAGAAGAUGAGGGCCAGCACAGUCCCCGGCAAGGUGAAGACACUUCGGGAGACCAAGCCUAAAGCUUUUCUCACCUCCAGCUUUAGAGGUAUAUUGGGCAGGAAGGGAGGAGGGUCUCGCGCUGAAAGGGAAGCUGUGUUAUCUCUCUCCUGGUGGAUCUUGUCUUAUGCUUCCUCUCUCACUAUGGCAGGCAAGAAGCGGCGACAUCAGCGGAAUCCGAAAGGUGAUGGGGCUGGCGGCAAGAAGGCCCGCCGUGCUCAUAGAGGGCCUGGCCGGGGCCCGCCCUCCACACCUGGCGGGUCCCGGGACAGGAGCCCGGCGUCUCAGGCAGCCUGGCCGGAGCUGCCCUUCUCCUGCUGCACCUGUGGCAAGCGCUUCAGCAGGAGUUCAUACCUCCACAGCCACCAGUUCAUCCACAGCCCCAAGAAGGACAACAGCUGCGACCAGUGUGGGAAGCUGUUCCGGAACCCCAAGGCCCUGAACUACCACUGGCGCACACACCUUGGGGAGCGGCCCUUCUCCUGCUCACUCUGUGACAAGACAUACUGUGAUGCUUCCGGGCUCAGCCGCCACCUCCGCGUGCACCUGGGUUAUCGGCCCCACUCGUGUCCCGUGUGUGGGAAGGCCUUUCGGGACCAGUCAGAGGUCAAGCGUCACCAGAAGAUUCACCAGAAUCAGGAGCCAGCGGCUGGAAACCCUGAGCGUGUUGCCAAGGUUGUGGGCCCCACAGCAAGGUUCCAGGGUCCCAGGUCCCACCAGGGCCUUGGGGAUAGGAACCAUACACCAGUGGCCAGGACCCAGCGCCCUGUGCUUAGCACCGAAGGCCCUAGGGCCCAAACCCAGGCACCGGAACUUAGGUACCAAGCACCUGUGACCAAGAGCCAGGCGCCCAGCACCAGGACAUCCUGCCGGGACAGUAGAGCCAGCUCUCCACCAGCAAAGCCCUCAAGGCCGAGAUGCAAGCUCUUCUCCUGCCCACACUGUCCUGUGACUUUCAGCAAGAGAGCCUGGCUCUCCAGGCACCAGGAGGUGCACCUCGGGGAGCCACUGGCCCGAUGCUUCCACUGCGGCCAGUGCUUCAACUCCGCCUCCCAGCUGGCCCGGCACCAGCAGACCCACUGGAGGCAGAAAGUCUACUGCUGCCCUGUGUGCGACCGCUGCUUCGGGGAGAAGGAGGGGCUGCUGGAUCACUGGAAGGUCUCCAGGGGCAGGCAGCAAUGCCGGCUGGUCCUGGGUCAGCGGCUCGGCUUCUUGCCUGAAACCGCCUCCCCUGUGGCCAGGAAGGAGUGGAGACGCAGAGGAAAUCGAGUGUUUAGGAUCCAUAGCCAUAAGACAGGGGAAGCAAGGGACAAAGCAUGUGGAGAAGAUCAACGAAGGGGGCAGUGAGGGUCCUGACGCAGGAAUAGAGGCCGCUGGCCCAGGUCUUCCCUUGCUGGUUCCCCUGAAGCCUGAGCCUGGUAGGCAGGUGGCCCAGCUGGAGGAUGAAAGGUGAGCAGACAACAAAGGAGUGAGAGAAGUGUGCACAGGGAAACUGGUGUUAUUAUUCAUUAGCACCUAGCUGUUUCUGUGUCUGAUAGACCAUCAAGUAGUAAUUGUUGAAUAAAACUGGGUGCUCUGAUGAAUAUAAAGAUGGGAGGAGAGGCAGGCAGGCAGGCAGGGCGGGAGAGGCAGCAUGCGUGUUUGAGCAGAUGCAGCUGCACUGGGCCUGGUUCCCAGGGCCCUCCCUGCUGGGGCUCAGGGUAGGUCAGGAUGCACCGCAUCUGCGCCUUGCAGUGUGCUCGGCUUGCAGUGAUGUCUGGGUGACCCUGUCUUCUGCUUCUGCCCAGUCAGGGCUGGUGUCUGAGAAACAGCUGCCAGUGCAGUCUCUGUGCUGACAUGCAAGGAGGGUGUUGGUGAGUCCCAGUUUGUGACCGAGACCCUGCAGUCAGUGUCUUCCUCCAGGACCAGCAACCUCUGAGGAGAGAUGGGGACCUGCCUGGCCUCGGGCAGAGGGAGGUGGUGCAGGGUACGAAGAUGUGGGAGAUGUGGGGGGGGGGGGGAAGGAAGGAGAUGACAGGAAGGACGUCGGUUCCACUGGAAUUCCUGGUGUCUGUGCAAGUGCAGGACCCCAAGUGUCCCCGCUGCGGAGAGGACAGAGUGCAGCUGGAUACACA